AUGGAAAAAAACCGACGACCACUUUGUUGUUGCAGAUCUCGAGCCGAGCACCGUGAAGCUGUGGACGACGGCGACAUCCAGACUUUGCCCUACUACGGCGGCGGCAAGGGCAAAUACUUGAUCAUUCAUCCUUCGGGAAAGACCACAGUGGAGGAUCACCGGUCGGAAGGCAUGCGACCCGACGACGACGUGGACAACGUGGGACAAGAAGGCGACGGCAGCGAAAACGACACGUCUGAAGAGACGCCCAACGAAUCGGUGAGCGUCAGUGUGCCGGGCGACAACGUGUCGCUGGCCGAAGCCAAGCCCAUCGGCCUGGCCAUCGCCGGUGUCGGCGGCGAGGCGUCCUCCAAGCCCGUGGCCACCGCCGUGGCCGGGCCGGGCGGCCUGGCCGUCGCCAGACCCGUGGGCACCGCCAUAGCCGGCAUUGCAGGCGCCGAAGGCCUGGUCGGCGUGAUCGGCAGCGGUAAGCAAAAGCAGAAGAUCACACCGGCGACGUCCGCCAAGAAGCCGGUCAACGGCAAGACCCGGAGAACUCGAGCCGAGCACCGUGAAGCUGUGGACGACAAUAUCCGGGUUUUGCCCUACUACGGCGGUGGCAAGGGCAAAUACCUGAUCACUAAUCCUUCGGGAAAGACCACAGUGGAGGAUCACCAGCCGGAUGACAUGCGCCCCGAUGACGACGACGACGACGACGUAGAUGACGUGGGACAGGAAAGCGACGGCAGCAAAAAAGAUGCGUCCGAAGAUCCGUCCAACGAAUCGGUGAGCAUCAGUCAGCCGGCCGACAAUGUGUCGCUGGCCGAAGCCAAGCCCGUCGGUCUGGCCAUUGCCGGUGUCGGCGGUCAGGCCAUCUCCCAGCCCGUGGCCACUGCCGUGGUCGGACCGGGCGGCCUAGCCAUAGCCAAACCUGUGGCCACCGCCAUAGCCGGCGUUCAGGGUGCCGAAAGCCUGGUCGGCGUGAUGGGCAGCGGUAAACAAAAGCAGAAGAUCACACCGCCGACGCCCGCCAAGAAGCCAGCUACCGGCAAGACCCAGAGGUCCCUCCCGUAUUAUGGAGGCCGCGGCACGAUGGAAUGGCCCACGUACCGGCCCAGUGCACUUGAAGGUUGA
This is a messenger RNA of Adelges cooleyi (spruce gall adelgid), 1113 nucleotides long. RefSeq lists its product as uncharacterized. Bases 1 to 1113 code for a protein of 370 amino acids. The record is from RefSeq and is a predicted model, not a curated record. The transcript is spliced from 2 exons. NCBI's taxonomy places the organism in Eukaryota, Metazoa, Arthropoda, Insecta, Hemiptera, Adelgidae.